AUGGCUGUUUCUCAACUCUACGCUGUUAUAAAACUGUAUAAUCUAUCUUAUCGCACUGAAUUAUCCUUUUGCGUGUCAUUUAGUUGCCGUUCAUGGCCAUGGCCUCUUUCUGUAAACCCUUGUCCUUUUCGGACAGUAACAUACUUACGCUACACAUGUUUCAUUGCUUUAUCUCAAGAAUUGCAAGUUCAACCUCAACGCUUCCGAUUUUACUGUCUGGUCAAUGCAUUGCGCACUUUAACAGAGGACCCUUCUCUUCUUUUGUUAAGAAAUGUAUUCAUUGAUUUUUACUUUUACGCCUUUGCUUGCUUGGCCAGGCAAUUGAAAGUUCACAGUAUUAUUAUCCUGCCUUCAUUUCCAAUAUUUUACCUUCCAACGGUCAAGAUGUUCUCAAAGGCUAUGUCAUGUGAGAAUUGUAUUAGAUCACUUAUAGCAAAAGUGAUUCAAAAUGAUAGCGUACCUCAGUCUUCCACUACUUCCCUUGCUAGCAAAAAAAACAAGAAGUAUGAUUUGUAUACUACACCAUUUGUUUAUGGAAAGCCCAAUGGCUAG
Mycotypha africana is the source of this 552-nucleotide messenger RNA. RefSeq lists its product as uncharacterized. Bases 1 to 552 code for a protein of 183 amino acids. The record is from RefSeq and is a predicted model, not a curated record. Lineage: Eukaryota; Fungi; Mucoromycota; Mucoromycetes; Mucorales; Mycotyphaceae. The transcript has 5 exons.